ACUCCGCCUCCAAAGAAACCCUAGAUCCUUUUCAUGGAGUAGCUGAGCUAUAAAUAAGGGACGCAGCAUUCUAUGGAACCCUACUUGUAAUUCAUAGAGCUGCUCGAGGGUCUCUAAGCAAUUCCUCUCUCUCUGCGCAGCCACUGCUAAUUCUUUGCCAAGUUCAAAUUCAUUAUGGGUAAGGUGAAGGUUCACAUUAACAUUGUGGUCAUUGGCCAUGUCGACUCCGGUAAGUCGACCACUACUGGUCAUCUCAUCUACAAGCUUGGGGGUAUUGACAAGCGUGUUAUUGAGAGGUUCGAGAAGGAAGCUGCUGAGAUGAACAAGAGGUCAUUCAAGUAUGCCUGGGUGCUUGACAAGCUCAAGGCUGAGCGUGAACGUGGUAUUACCAUUGAUAUUGCCUUGUGGAAGUUUGAGACCACCAAGUACUACUGCACUGUCAUUGAUGCUCCUGGACAUCGUGACUUUAUUAAGAACAUGAUUACUGGAACAUCACAGGCUGACUGUGCUGUUCUCAUCAUUGACUCCACCACUGGUGGUUUUGAAGCUGGUAUUUCCAAGGAUGGUCAGACCCGUGAGCAUGCAUUGCUCGCUUUCACUCUUGGUGUCAAGCAGAUGAUCUGCUGCUGCAACAAGAUGGAUGCCACAACCCCCAAGUACUCGAAGGCUAGGUAUGAUGAAAUUGUGAAGGAAGUUUCUUCAUACUUGAAGAAGGUUGGCUACAACCCUGAGAAGAUCUCAUUUGUUCCGAUCUCUGGUUUUGAGGGUGACAACAUGAUUGAGAGGUCUACCAACCUUGACUGGUACAAGGGUCCAACCCUCCUUGAAGCACUUGACCAGAUUAAUGAGCCAAAGAGGCCCUCAGACAAGCCACUUCGUCUCCCACUUCAGGAUGUUUACAAGAUUGGUGGUAUUGGAACUGUCCCAGUUGGUCGUGUGGAGACUGGUAUCCUCAAGCCUGGUAUGGUUGUGACCUUUGCCCCAAGUGGACUCACCACUGAAGUUAAGUCUGUUGAAAUGCAUCAUGAAGCUCUUCAAGAGGCCUUGCCUGGUGACAAUGUUGGGUUCAACGUUAAGAAUGUUGCUGUGAAGGAUCUUAAGCGUGGUUAUGUUGCAUCCAAUUCUAAGGAUGAUCCUGCCAAGGAGGCAGCCAACUUCACAUCCCAGGUCAUUAUCAUGAACCACCCUGGUCAGAUUGGUAAUGGAUAUGCCCCAGUGCUUGACUGCCACACCUCCCACAUUGCUGUCAAGUUUGCUGAAAUCUUGACCAAGGUUGAUAGGAGGUCUGGUAAGGAGCUUGAGAAGGAGCCUAAGUUUUUGAAGAAUGGUGAUGCUGGCUUUGUUAAGAUGGUUCCCACCAAGCCUAUGGUUGUUGAGACUUUCUCUGAGUACCCACCACUAGGUCGGUUUGCUGUUCGUGACAUGCGCCAGACGGUUGCUGUUGGAGUUAUCAAGAGUGUUGAGAAGAAGGAUCCUACUGGUGCUAAGGUUACCAAGUCUGCUGCCAAGAAGAAGUGAAUAUUGCUGUUUGCAUUAUCCAUUGAUGCAAUCUUGAAAAACUUAUUUUUCUGUCAUAAAGACCUAGCUUAUGUUAGUCGUGUGGUUUUGAACUAUGUAGUCAGUUUUGCUUAUAGUCUUAUUAUAUCUUGUUCUCUGUCAUCGCUGUCUGGUCGUCGCACUCAGAAUUGGGUGCUUGACAGGCGGUGGUGACGAUUUGUUGAGUCGGUUGCACACCUUUGAAAAGAAGGAUGUUGACAAUUUCUUUCUGAGGUUUUUACCUUUUUUUUUUUAUUAAUUAAUGGUAUAAAAUUUUAAAUUUCCCAAA
This is a messenger RNA of Ziziphus jujuba (common jujube), 1825 nucleotides long. RefSeq names its product elongation factor 1-alpha-like. Bases 175 to 1518 code for a protein of 447 amino acids. The transcript has 3 exons. Gene Ontology annotation, molecular function: GTPase activity; translation elongation factor activity; GTP binding. NCBI's taxonomy places the organism in Eukaryota, Viridiplantae, Streptophyta, Magnoliopsida, Rosales, Rhamnaceae. Gene Ontology annotation, biological process: translation; translational elongation. The record is from RefSeq and is a predicted model, not a curated record.